AUGUACCUCAAAGACAUUGAGACGAGAUUUAAUCAAGCGGACCGCAACAUUGAUGCUGACGAAGAGGAAACGUUAGAUGGGUACAGAAUUUUCAACCAGAAAGUUCAUCCCUUGGGCAUAGCUUCUAACGUGCAAUUAGAAGAUAAACUCUUUAGGGCAGCCAUCUGGUACGUGCUCAACAAUUGUGCGGAGAUUGGACCUUAUAUAGAGGAACACUACGAGAAAUGUAAGGUGCAACACCCAAAUUGCAUUAAUCGCACGCAUCAAACUGAGUUUCCAACUUGGUUCAAGCAACGUAUCCAGGAACAUCGUACCUCGCAUACACUUGAUGUGUCUGCUGAUUUGUAUGCGUUAGCUUGCGGGCCUGACCGUUGGGUUGCAACAUAUGCUGCUUGCAUAAUAAAUGGAAAAAGGUUUCAUACGAAGCAGCGUGAACUUGGCCGGCGUACACAAAAUUCUGGGGUGUUGGUAACAGGUGAUGAGGUCACAAAUAACGUGGACUUCUACGGUGUUAUUAAUAAUAUCGUAGAGUUACGCUACAUGGAGUGGCGUCGGGUGUACCUGUUUGAAUGUGAUUGGUUUGACGUUGGUGAUCGAAAACGAGGGGUGCGGGUGGAUGACCAUAUGAUUGGUGUCAACAUGAACAGGACUUGGUAUAAGGAUGAACCAUUCAUGUUGGCGAGUCAGGCUGAUCAAUGUUUCUACAUAAGAGAUUUAAGGGCGAAAGGGAGUUGGGGUGUUGUGCAGAACUAUGCAAAUAGGAAUGUAUACAACAUUCCACCACAGCCGAGGGUUCUCGAAAAUAUUGAUGGCGAAUCAAGUACUCAUGAUGCCGAUCAAGAAAAUGAGUCAUCAUAUUAUUAUGAACCAGUGCAGUGUGAUAAUACACUUCAAGUGGCAACUCCACUGAAUAGGCCUGAUAUACUACCUAGCCAUGUCUAUGCACGAGAAAUCAUGGAUCUGGAUGGUCAACGAAAGCAUGCAAUAGGCUUUAUUAAUGAUGACAUGAUCACUUCUGAUUCUGGAAAUGCGGCCAGUGAGGGGGAAUUUUCAGAUGAGGGCGACCUAUCAACAAAUGAGGGUGAACAUUCAGAUGAGGAGGACCUAUCAACAGAGGAUGAGUCAUCAUAUGAUUUAUAA
This is a messenger RNA of Juglans microcarpa x Juglans regia, 1140 nucleotides long. RefSeq lists its product as uncharacterized. The coding region runs from base 1 to 1140 and encodes 379 amino acids. NCBI's taxonomy places the organism in Eukaryota, Viridiplantae, Streptophyta, Magnoliopsida, Fagales, Juglandaceae. The transcript has 3 exons. The record is from RefSeq and is a predicted model, not a curated record.